AUGAGAUUACUGUUGAGCCGUUUAACGCGGCUAUCGACAAGCCUUAUACGGGCUCAAAUCCUCCACCGUUCAACAAUACCAAUUCGUCGAGGCUUUACCAGCUCACUCGUUCGACAUGAUCAAAAUUCUGAUACAGCAUCCAAACCUUCACCAACUCAGAGUAAUACGGACAUCCUCUCUGACGAAGCAAAGCAGAAUGGCCAACCGGCCAAGAAAACUUCAAGGUUGGCAGCCUUGAAAAAGCGUAACCAGACGUCAAAUACCAGCAAGACCGGGGUCAAAGUAGAUGAGACAAGUCAACGAUAUAUCCUUGGACAAUCUGCCGACAGACCAAUUCGUGCGCGCUUUGCGCCGUCUCCUACUGGAUAUCUGCACUUGGGGUCACUCAGAACAGCUCUUUUCAACAAUUUGGUAGCAAAGGCUACAAAGGGAGGUGACUUUAUUAUACGAAUUGAGGACACCGACCAGAAUCGUUUGGUACCCGACGCCGAAGAGCGUAUAUUUAAGGACCUCGAAUGGGCUGGUCUGUCAUGGAGCGAAGGUCCCGACAAAGGCGGUCCAUACGGCCCCUAUCGUCAGUCAGAACGUCUUGAGACCUACAAAGAGCAUACUCAUACCUUAAUCGAAAACGGUUCCGCAUAUCGCUGUUUCUGCAACCAGUCGGUACUCGAGGCCCAGAAGCGUGCUCUUCACGACGCCGGCAAGUCCACUGCUUACCCAGGAACAUGCCGCUCCGUUCCGCGUUCUGAGUCUGAUGAACGAGCUGCCAAGGGCGAAGCUCAUGUCGUUCGAUUGGAUUCGGGCCGCUUCGGUACGCCAAAGUUCAAGGAUGCUAUCUAUGGCCCUUUUCAGAAGAAGGAGCCCGAGGAGGAUUUUGUACUAAUGAAAACCGAUGGCUUUCCUACCUAUCAUCUUGCGAAUGUGGUUGACGACCACCUCAUGAAGAUUACUCAUGUCAUCCGUGGCGAGGAAUGGCUCAUCUCGACGCCCAAACAUUUGGCUCUCUACGAGGCUUUUGGUUGGGAACCUCCGACCUUUGCCCAUCUAGGUCUUCUUGUCAGCAACGAUGGAUCAAAGCUUAGCAAGCGCAAUGCUAGCGUUAACCUUUCAACAUAUAUGGACCAAAAGGUUUUUCCUAUGGCCCUACAAGCCUGGCUCGCUAACUUGGGUGCUUCGUUCAAGAAAGGCGUCCAGACACCACGUUUCCUGGAAGAUGUGGCUGAAAACCUGAGUUACAAAUUUACACGUGGUGGUAUAAAACUAAAUCCACAAAAGCUUGACUUCUUUCAACACGAGUACCGGAGUCUGUUAUUCAAAAUCCCUCUCUCCGACCACACUCCUCGCGAACAGGCUCUCAUUAGAGACAACCUACUCAGUCCCCUUAUCAACAAAGUCCACGAAAUCACCUCGUUUUCCAAAGAGAGCACUGGCAAUUAUGUACCGAUCCAACCACGUGGUACCUCUCUCAAGUGGCCUGGCCCUUUGACUCCAGUUCCAGCCAUGCUGUUAUCUGAAUCAUCGCAGCAGUCAUAUGCCUUCCAAAUCCUUGCUCAAGAAACCUCGCGAUACACAUCCGCGGAUGACAUACCGCGCCUGCUGCCAUACCUGUUCUGGCGCCCUCCCAUUGCCAUCUACCGAGCGGCGCUCGCUACUGAGACUCCACGUCGUGAUUUGAUCAACCUCGUUCAUGAUACGGUCAAUUCGACAGACAGUUGGGAAAUGGGUUUCGAGCGCCUCUUGGAGCGUGUCCCUUCUGAUCAAGCCCCUGAUCUGCAUAGUAUUCUUCGCCUGAUUGCUGUUGGCAGCCCACAAGCUGUCGCCAAGGCAUCCCGUAUAUUGUUCAGCAUCUUAGGUCAAGACGAGUGGCGAGUUCGUGCCACUCAAGUGCGCGAUUUGUUGCAUGAGCUGGACUCAGGGGGUGAGAGCAUUCGUCAGAGGUGGACAGACGAAGCUGCACCUAUAACUUCAGAAGCCGACGCCGUUGUUGGAUAA
Messenger RNA from Fusarium venenatum, 1992 nucleotides. RefSeq lists its product as uncharacterized. Gene Ontology annotation, molecular function: zinc ion binding; glutamate-tRNA ligase activity; ATP binding. Lineage: Eukaryota; Fungi; Ascomycota; Sordariomycetes; Hypocreales; Nectriaceae. Gene Ontology annotation, biological process: glutamyl-tRNA aminoacylation. Gene Ontology annotation, cellular component: mitochondrion. The record is from RefSeq and is a predicted model, not a curated record.